Messenger RNA from Erigeron canadensis, 911 nucleotides. Its product is annotated as F-box protein SKIP27-like. The record is from RefSeq and is a predicted model, not a curated record. The coding region runs from base 113 to 616 and encodes 167 amino acids. The transcript is spliced from 4 exons. NCBI's taxonomy places the organism in Eukaryota, Viridiplantae, Streptophyta, Magnoliopsida, Asterales, Asteraceae.
UCAGAUAUUUAUAACUGGUGAAUAUAACUUGCAAAACACUUCCACAAUAUUUGCAUCAGAUUUUGGAACCGUUACAACAACAAUCAAUCUAAAGUUACUUCAAAUUCAAGGAAUGGCGAUGGGUGUAGUGAGAAGAACUAGUUCAUUUGGUAGAAAGAGAAUAUUCAUUUCAAAUGAAAUAGAGGAUAUUGAUAUGAUUUCUUCGCCUUCGAAAAAACCAUCAAUUCGAAAAGAUUUUGGUCCUCAGGUUUCAUUUCUCGAAGCUCUACCUCAAGAUAUUUUGAUUAGAGUUUUGUGUGGUGUAGAACAUGAUGAUCUGAAGACUCUUGUUCGUGUUUCGAAGCUAAUUUGUGAAGCUGCUAUGCUUGCAAAAAAGCUACAUUUUGCAUAUAGUACACCAAAGAAGGUCCCUGCUUUUAGGUGUGCCUUAGAUCAAUCAUCAGUACUCGCUGUUGAUGAAAUCGAAGCUCCAAAUGCUCCAAAACGAUUGAGAGUGACUCGUUCUCGAUUGGAUAGGAAUAAAAUUGGGGAUCUCUCUGUGGCAUUGUUUGGUACAAAUGAUGAAAAUGAAGAAGGGAUGUCCAAGAAGAAUUUGUUCUAUGGGAUGGAAUUUUAGUUGAAUAUUAUGCUCGAUUUUUGUGUAUACGAACAGGUUAUUUGUAGAAAAGGGUAAAGUGUUGGUACAUUAGGCAAUUUGGGGUUCUUCAAUUGUUGCAUUGAAGAUGUUAGUUUGGUUUGUGCUUAAAUUGCUGUACAUUUAGGACAGAAAGUAUACACACACACGUAGUGAAGAGAUUUUCCAAGUCUGUAUUUAUAUGGUCGGUUUUAUGUAAAAACUUUCAGUUCAAUGUAAACUUAUUUCUCUGUUCAAAAAGAAAAAAAUGUAAACUUAUUUCUUGUUUUUCUGUUUA